ACAACAGCAGGUAAGCGGGGCAAGGCCAGUCCAGAGGGCCCCAGAACUUGUUCAGACUAGCUGGAUUUGCAUGUCUCCUUGCUAAUAUAUGUCCACACAUCAGAAGAAAUGCAAACAUCACUGACAGAUAAGCAACAUGUCGGACACAGGCAAAAGACCGUACUAUGACUACAUAGUCAUUGGUUGUGGCGGCAUAGGAAGCGGAGCUGUCUACUGGCUCUCGAAGAGAUCAAGAUCUGUUUUGGGGCUAGAGCAGUUCAAGCUUGGUCAUGAUAAUGGAGGUUCGCAAGACCACUCACGGAUCAUCCGAUUGACAUACCAUGAGGACAAAUAUACCAGGCUGACUCCGCACACAUACCCAGCAUGGGAGACAAUAGAGAGGGAGUCCGGUCUCCAGGUGGUGUUCAAGACGCCGAGUCUCCAGCUGGCCAGGCGAGGCGAGGCAGACCACAUCAUGGACAUGUAUGCCCAAUCCAUGGACAGAACCAACAUCAAAUACGAGAAGCUGAACAACAGGCAGGUGAUGCAGCGGUAUCCGCAGUUCCGUGUUGGUCCUGACAUCGUGGGGCUCCUGCAAGAGAACGCUGGCAUCGUGGACGCUGCUCUGGCUAAUGCGGUCCACAUCCAAUUGGCCCGCGGGAAUGGCGCUACUAUCAUAGAAAAUUGUCCGGCUACGAGGAUAGGUCGAGCAAGCAACGGCAACGUUGUGGUAUACACAACGAAAGGAUCCUUCGAGUGCAAGAGGAUUAUUAUCACUGCCGGAGGCUGGCUCAACUCAGUGCUGGGAACCAUCGGCGUCCAUAUCCCCGUCACAGUCACCCAGGAGCAGGUGUCCUACCUCGGCACGCCCCACAUGAAAGACUUCACCAUAGAUAAGUUCCCUGUGUGGUAUUUCCAUCUCCCUACCUACGACAUCUACUCCCUCCCCAUCCACGGCAACACGGGGACGAAGAUCGGGAUCGAUGCAGGAGGCCCUGCCGUUACUGCCAACACCAGGACAUUUGACCCCGACCCUGCCAGAGAGAAAGUCUGCACUGACCUUGUAAAAGACAUCUGUCCAAAGUUUGACGGCCCUCUGCUCUACACCAAAACCUGCCUCUACACCAUGCCCCCCGACCGGAGCUUCGUCAUUGACACAUGCGCGUACAAGGGGUUCCAAGAUGUCAUUGUUUGCUGUGGGGCUGGACAUGCUUUCAAAUUUUCCAGCCUGCUGGGCAAGAUCCUCAGUGAGCUGGCAUUAGACGGCAAGACACAGUACCCUAUUGCGGACUUUAACAUCACCAGAGAUGCAAUUCAAAACCCGGAUACAAAGAACGUAUUCUACCUGGGGUCAGAUGUUGAGGCCAAACUUUAAGUCUUCAAGUCUUCACGUCUUCAAAUCUUCAGCCAUCCUGUCUACCCAUGGAGUAUAUGUGCUUAAGUGACAAUUGAAGUUUAUCAAAAUCAUUGUGUUAUGGUUUGCUGCCCGGAAUAUCAAAUCUAUACUAAUCUAGUAAAUAUGUACGAUGUAACCUUGACGUUUUCUUGCAUUUAUAAAUAUACGUAAAACAUGUACAUUGUGUAUAGUGUGUUGACAUCAUUGAUGUUUAAGCCCUUUGUCUUACCAUGUAAUAUAUUAAGGGUAAUAAAUAUGAACGAUCUUAAAAACC
This is a messenger RNA of Haliotis rufescens (red abalone), 1649 nucleotides long. RefSeq names its product monomeric sarcosine oxidase-like. The record is from RefSeq and is a predicted model, not a curated record. The transcript is spliced from 9 exons. Bases 137 to 1354 code for a protein of 405 amino acids. Gene Ontology annotation, molecular function: sarcosine oxidase activity; flavin adenine dinucleotide binding. Lineage: Eukaryota; Metazoa; Mollusca; Gastropoda; Lepetellida; Haliotidae.